This is a messenger RNA of Anguilla rostrata (American eel), 817 nucleotides long. RefSeq names its product LYR motif containing 7 (gene lyrm7). Gene Ontology annotation, biological process: mitochondrial respiratory chain complex III assembly. Lineage: Eukaryota; Metazoa; Chordata; Actinopteri; Anguilliformes; Anguillidae. The transcript is spliced from 5 exons. The record is from RefSeq and is a predicted model, not a curated record. Gene Ontology annotation, molecular function: protein folding chaperone. Bases 128 to 439 code for a protein of 103 amino acids. Gene Ontology annotation, cellular component: mitochondrial matrix.
CUCCACUACAGUAGGUGGCGGUAAUGUAACGAUGGUCGGGUAACUGGCCGCUAUUAAAUAUUACCGAAGAAGAAGAGGACGCAUCACGCUUUGACAGCGGCACAGCUUUCAGAUAUUCGAAGUCAACAUGGAGUCGCGCUUGAAGGUCUUAAGAGUUUUUAAGGCCCUCCACAAAACGAGAAUGGAUGUGUUCAGAGACGAUAUUCGUGCUUUGACAGCUGCAAGACAGAAAAUAAACGAAGAAUUUAGAAAAAACAAAGAAGAAACUUCAGACGAAAAAAUAAAUCAGAUGAUCAAAAUGGCGUCAGAUGUUGACAUUGUUCUUCGCAAGACAGUAAUACAGGGAGUUCAUGUGGACGACAAUAAGAUUUUGCUUCGGCCCAGAGAAGAGUUGCUCCUGGAAAAUACACCCUAUCUUGACGACCCCAAGAAGACCUGAUUUUUAAAGGUGCUUCCUGUAGAAUCUGUGUUUUGGAAGAGGAGGGGGGGGGGGAAGGGAGUCAUGCGGCUUCCAUUCUAAUUUAUUCUUUUGGGACAGUGACUACAGAGGAACGGACCUCUCUGCACUUGGAUGAGUCAUGUUAUUUUCUUCCCUCGUUACUAUGUAAACUGCUUUUCCAACCAAUCAAGCCUGUUGUUUGAAAGAAGAAGAAACGCUGCUUUAUUCUUUCUUUUUUUAUACCAAAUUUGUCAGAUUUAGCUUGUUGUAAUUAUUAUUGUUUUUAUUAUUAUUAUUAUUAUUAUUAUUAUUAAUAUACAUUUUGUUUGCUUUAAUUUGCAGAGUAAACUUGAAUAAAUGUCUGUGGUACACAUAAAA